Molecule: messenger RNA, 1605 nt
Organism: Galendromus occidentalis (western predatory mite)
Lineage: Eukaryota; Metazoa; Arthropoda; Arachnida; Mesostigmata; Phytoseiidae
Gene: Smu1
Product: Smu1 spliceosomal factor
Exons: 9
Coding region: 8-1543 (511 amino acids)
Biological process (GO): mRNA splicing, via spliceosome
Molecular function (GO): protein binding
Source: RefSeq, a predicted model, not a curated record
GAGGAAGAUGGCGAUCGAAAUAGAAGCGGCAGAUGUGAUUCGGCUCAUCCAACAGUACCUUAAGGAGAGCAACUUGCACCGUGCCUUGCAGGUCCUACAGGAGGAAACCUCGAUCUCACUCAACACGGUCGACUCCAUCGACUCUUUCGUGCAAGACAUACACCUGGGUCAUUGGGACACCGUGCUCAAAGUCGUACAGAGCCUGAAACUCCCUGACAGAAAACUCAUCGAUCUGUAUGAACAGGUUGUGCUCGAACUCGUCGAAUUGCGAGAGUUGGGAGCAGCUCGAUCCCUUCUGAGACAGACGGAUCCAAUGCUGAAGAUGAAAGCCGACGAACCCGAGAGAUAUCUGAACCUCGAGAGCUUGUUGAACAAAUCAUUCUUCGAUCUCUCGGAGGCCUAUCCUGCAGGCAGCUCAAAAGAGAAAAGGAGAGCUGCCAUCGCGGCGGCGCUGUCCGGCGAGGUAUCGGUCGUUCCCCCGUCCAGGCUGUUGGCCUUGCUGGGGCAGGCCUUGAAAUGGCAACAGCACCAAGGUCUCCUACCACCCGGCUCUCAGAUCGAUCUCUUCCGGGGUAAAGCUGCUAUCAAAGAACAAGAGGAAGAGAAAUAUCCCACAAUGCUCUCAAAAACCAUCAAAUUCGGCAAAAACAGUGCCGAAUGCGCCACUUUCUCGCCAGACGGCCAGUUCCUAGUCACAGGCUCCCUUGAUGGGUUCAUAGAAGUUUGGAAUUUCGUCACGGGUAAAAUUAGAAAAGACCUCAAGUAUCAAGGCCAAGAGAAUUUCAUGAUGAUGGAGGACGCGGUACUCUGCUUGGAGUUCAGUAGAGACUCAGAAAUGUUGGCGUCUGGAGGUCAAGAUGGAAAAAUGAAAGUAUGGAAACUCCAAUCUGGACAAUGUUUGAGACGCUUCGAAAAAGCUCACGCGAAAGGCGUGACCCGCAUCCAGUUCUCAAAGGAUUCGUCUCAGAUUUUAUCAUCGUCUUUCGAUCAGACGAUCCGCAUACACGGCUUGAAGUCAGGCAAACUGUUGAAAGAAUUCAGGGGUCAUACGUCUUUCGUGAACGACGUCGUGUAUACCGUCGACGGUCAUCAUCUUCUCAGCGCCAGCUCCGAUGGAACCGUCAAAAUGUGGAGUAUAAAAUCGACUGAGUGCUUGCAGACAUUCCACGCUUCAUUGGGAGCUACUCAGGGAGCGGCUGUGAAUUCCAUUCAUCUUCUACCGAAAAAUCCGGAACACUUCGUGGUUUGCAACCGAUCGAACACCGUUUCGAUUAUGAACGCCCAAGGACAGAUUGUCCGGAGUUUCUCGUCGGGGAAACGAGAAGGUGGAGAUUUUUUGAGUUGCGUCGUUUCUCCUCGAGGAGAGUGGAUCUACGUCGUAGGUGAAGAUAAAGUGCUUUAUUGCUUCAACACAUUGACGGGGACGCUCGAUCGAACUCUGGCGGUCAGCGACGCCGAAGUGAUCGGCGUUUCACACCAUCCCCACCAGAACUUGAUGGCCACAUACUCCGACGACGGUCUUUUGAAGCUUUGGAGAGCCUGAGAUCAUCGUUUUCGUCUGGAGGCGAGUUCACUCGCGGGGGUGUAUGUUGAAUGAAUGUGGAA